Messenger RNA from Phytophthora infestans T30-4, 1239 nucleotides. RefSeq names its product actin-like protein. The coding region runs from base 1 to 1239 and encodes 412 amino acids. The record is from RefSeq and is a predicted model, not a curated record. The transcript has 3 exons. NCBI's taxonomy places the organism in Eukaryota, Oomycota, Peronosporomycetes, Peronosporales, Peronosporaceae. Gene Ontology annotation, molecular function: nucleosome binding. Gene Ontology annotation, cellular component: Swr1 complex.
AUGAAGGUGGUGGCGCUGGACGCUGGUGGAGCCACGCUCAAGGCGUCUGUGGUGGCUCCAGGCGUGACUCCGACCGCGUCGAUUCUUCCAAACCACGUAGCAUCGACGUCUGCAAACCCAUCGGCGGUCUAUAUGGGCCAGAAAUUGCAGGAGCUCGAGCACCAGCGCGCAAAGUUGCGCUACUUGCGGCCAGUGCAGAGGGGUUACUGUGUCAACUGGAACGUUGAGUUGGAGCUGUGGGCACACUUAAUGUCCAGCGAAAUGCUGAAGGUGGACCCGUCUGAGCACGCGCUAGUGGUUACAGCUCCGCUUCUGGCACCUGCAGUCGUGAAUGAGAGCAUGGACCAGGUAGUUUUCGAGGAGUUGGGCUUCCAGGCGUACGCUCGAGUGAGUGCAGCGGAGAGCUGCGUGCUCUCGUACUCUGAGCACUGCGAACGUGAAUAUCAGGCGAGUCUUGUAGCGAACAAGAUGCCGGAGAUAAAAAGUCCUGGCAGGAAGCGACAGAAAAUAACGAAGAGAUCGGAGCCACCGACGUCGCCUGCAGUGGUGGACGAAGAAGACCCGCUGCGGUUCUCGACGUCAUCGUGUCAUCUCGUGGUGGACUCGGGGUUGUCGUUCACACACGUGGUGCCAGUGAUCGACGGGAAGGUUUAUUUACCGGGUGUGAGACGGAUUAAUGUCGGUGGGAAGCUGCUCACCAAUUACUUGAAGGAGAUCGUGUCCUACAGACAGUGGAACGUCAUGGACGACACGCCUGUGAUCAACGAACUGAAGGAGGUGCUGUGCUUUUGCUCGAUGGAGUUUGAGAGCGACAUUAAGCGGUAUCAUUCGGAUCGACAGGAGCGGAAGCAUUGGGUGUUGCCAGACUUUGUGCGUUCUUUUACAGGACGCUGCAGGGAAGACGAGAUGGAAGAGGACGUUGAGACACAGACUGAUGAGCAGCAAUCGGUGCGACAGAACGAUGAUGAACAGGCUCUGGAAAUGGGCGUCGAAAUGGUCGCAGUGCCGGAAGUUUUGUUCCAUCCGUCGGAUAUUGGCAUUAACCAGGCAGGAAUCGCCGAGACGAUCGUGCAGGCUGUUGGGGCGUGUCCAGAAGAGCUCUCAGGUGCCUUUUACGCCAACAUGUUACUGGUCGGUGGAAACUCAAAGUUCAAGAACUUCCGACAGCGUCUUGAGCGCGAUCUGAGGUCACUAGUACCGGAUGAUUUUGACAUUGGCCUGCACGAACCUUCAGAGUGA